AUGAACCCCAGACCAGAAAAAAUUCGACCCGAGACCCAAGAACACUCGAUCAUCGUCUUCACUCUCACGCACGUUAUCAACGGCUGUGAUGGUGAUGAUCCCACCACCACCGCUCUACUACAAUCCCUCCAAAGUUCCACAAGUGGGACCAAUAUUUUCCCGCCAAAUAUUGAAGAAGAGAAGGAAAAGAGUAAGAAGAGGUACAGGGGAGUUCGGCGGAGGCCGUGGGGGAAGUGGGCUUCGGAGAUACAAGACCCCCGGCUAGCGAAGCGGGUGUGGCUGCGCACGUUCGAUACGGGAGAGGCGGCGGCAAAGGCUUAUGACAAGGCUGCCAUUGAGUUCAGCGGAGCCGGAGCCAAGCUCAACUUCCCAUUGUCAGAUUAUAAUACAGAGGGAUCAAACUCGGAACGAAACUGA
Messenger RNA from Cornus florida, 417 nucleotides. Its product is annotated as ethylene-responsive transcription factor ERF109-like. Gene Ontology annotation, biological process: ethylene-activated signaling pathway; regulation of DNA-templated transcription. NCBI's taxonomy places the organism in Eukaryota, Viridiplantae, Streptophyta, Magnoliopsida, Cornales, Cornaceae. The record is from RefSeq and is a predicted model, not a curated record. The coding region runs from base 1 to 417 and encodes 138 amino acids. Gene Ontology annotation, molecular function: DNA-binding transcription factor activity; DNA binding. The transcript has a single exon.